Molecule: messenger RNA, 3113 nt
Organism: Capsella rubella
Lineage: Eukaryota; Viridiplantae; Streptophyta; Magnoliopsida; Brassicales; Brassicaceae
Exons: 5
Coding region: 278-3052 (924 amino acids)
Source: RefSeq, a predicted model, not a curated record
AAACACUGAAACCUCUCCUUUCUUCCUUGCUUGCUCUUUUCUCCGUCGUCGUCUUCCUCCUCCUCCUCUCUCUCUCUCUCUCCCAAUUUCUUCUUGUCUUUAGAGAUUAGAGAUCUCCCUGUCUAAAGUAAAAUCUCAGAGAGAGAAUCCUAGUCUGCAUUUCUGGCUCUCAUACUAGUAACAUCCCCCCCCCCCCCCCCGGAUCUAGCUCCCUCUCAACAUGUUUUCCCCGGAGACCUUUUCUUCCGAUUUCGACUGACUCUUCGUUCUAAUAAUUAUGAACAGAUUUCGACUCGCCGACCUUACUUCUCCAGAUCCAUUACCUUCUUCUCCUCAAGGAAAGAAGAAACAGAGUCAGAAACUCAAAUCUCCAAGGUCUUCUUCUUCUUCUGAAUUCAACUCUUGUCUCUGUGAAGCUUUGAGUGAAAACAAGCAAGAUUUUGCUACCGGAGUGCCCAUGAAAAGUUUGUUGGCACAAGAAAUGUCUAAGCAAAAAGAAUCUAAAAAGAGAUCACCAAGCAUUAUUGCCAGAUUGAUGGGUCUCGAUGUUUUGCCUGCUCAGAGUUCUUCAUACAGGCAGCAAAAGUCUAUGGAGAAUCUGCAAGGCAGGAGUGGUGGAGGCAGUUCUCAUGAUCCUUAUAAUAAAUCUCUUAGAAGGAGCUCAAAGGGUGAGCAAAAGUUUAAAGAUGUUUUCGAAGUUUUGGAUGCAAAGAUGGCAGAGAGCAAGAAUAGAAGCUUAUAUCAUCAGGGGAGGGUGAAUGCUAAUCUAACCCAGGCUGAGAUGGCAUUCAUACGGCAGAAGUUCAUGGAGGCUAAGCGGCUAUCAACAGAUGAUAAACUUCGUCAUUCUAAAGAGUUUAAUGAUGCGCUUGAGGCUCUAGAUUCUAACAAGGACCUCUUACUCAAGUUUCUUCAGCACCCUGAUUCUCUAUUCACAAAGCAUCUGCAGGAUCUUCAAACCAUACCUCACAAGCCACAGUACAGCCAAGCACCAUCCUUGAAGUCGCCAAACAGCCAGAGGUAUGUGGAGAGUCUGAAAACUCAGAAAGAUGAUAGGGACUUGCUGAGGAAGAGUCAUCGUUCGCCUCAUCGACAUGGUGCUGGUGGUGGUAGCUGUGGUAGCCGUUCUCAUACCAGGCAUGUUUCUUAUGACACGAUUGACUUUUCAACCGAGGAGCUGGGAAAGAGAAGUGAGUUGCAGCCAACCAAGAUUGUUGUUCUGAAACCUAACCUCGGGGAGCCACGUUAUGUUGGUAGAACUUUUGCAUCGCCAAGCUCUUCUUCCGAUGAGUUUAGAGCAGAUCGUAGGCUCCCAUGCACCACCAAUCAUGGCAGGCAGAAAAGUAAUGAAGAUGUCCGGCUUUCAAGACAGAAUUCAAGAGAUUCUGGAGAAAUGGCCAAAAUAAUGUCUAGGCAAAGGAAGGUGGGCUGUGGUAAUGGUAAUGCCAUGAGUUUUGAGACUUCAGGAUUUAGAGGAUAUGCAGGCGAUGAAAGCUCAUCAGGGAGUGACUCCGCAAGUGAAUCAGAGUUAGUGCCAGUAACUUCAGGAAAAAGAACCGCCUUUAACCGUAGGAACUACCAUCGAUCUUUGCCUUCCAAAUCAACAACAUCAUCUGUGAGUAGGGAAGCCAAGAGAAGACUGUCAGAGAGAUGGAAGCUGACACACAAGCUUGAACACGAGAUAGAAAUUAGUAGAAGCGGCACAUUAGCUGAAAUGCUUGCAACUUCAGAUAGGGAGGCAAGGCCAGCAAGUUUUAGUGGACUCAGUUUCGAAGAUGGGAUUAGUAAAAGAUUUGAGAACAACAGUCAGUGGUCUGAAUCACCAGAACCGGUUGGAAUCAGCAGUAGGGAUGGUUGGAAAGGAUCCUGCUCAAGAAGUUUUUCAAAAUCCAAAACCAUCAUGAACCAGGAAAGCACUAGUGGUUACACUAUAGUGUUGCCUAAGAGGUUGAUCAAUCGAGAUGGAUUAGUGAAGGGGAAUUCUUCUCAUCAUGGGGAGUCUUUCUUGUCAUGCAAAUCUAGACCUGGAAGUAACAAAUCUCACUCAUCAUACAAUAGUUCACCAGAGGUCAACAUCAGCCCAAGUUUCAGCAAAGUUUUUAAUAUGAACGAAAGGGUUUCAACAGAGAAGCUCUCUCCUUUUAAAGCACGUAGUAGUUCCUCAGUAGAUGCAAAUUCAGACACUGAGGAUAGUUCAGCUUCUGAUGAUACCAAGACAGCAAUGUCUUCUGAAGCUCUAGAUUUGUCAACUGUCACCCCGGUAACUGACCCUGAUAUCUCAAGGAGGACAACUGAGGAUGUGAAUCAAUCUUCAGUUCCUGAACCACAGUCUCGUGAAAGCUCAAAGGAAGGUGAACAACCAAGUCCAGUUUCAGUUCUAGAAGCUUCCUUUGACGAUGAUGUUUCAUCAAGUUCCGAAUGCUUUGAGAGUGUUAGUGCCGAUCUCCAAGGACUCAGGAUGCAACUCCAGCUCCUCAAACUAGAGUCAGCUAGUUACAAUGAAGGUGGCAUGCUAGUUUCGAGUGAUGGAGACACGGAUCAAGAUGAGUCAUCCACAAUAACUGAUGAGACUAUGAUCACCCAUGAGCUCGGAGAAGAAGACUGGAAGUCAUUAUACUUAGUUGAUCUCCUAGCUAACUCCAGGUUCAGUGAGUUAGACCAGAGCAAUAUCAUGGCAACACCUGUCGAUCCAUCCGUGUUCCAGGAUCUUGAGAAGAAGUACUCUAGCGUGAAUACAUCAACCCGGUUAGAAAGGAAGCUCCUUUUCGACCAGAUCAGCAGAGAGCUUAUGCAGAUACUAAAGCAGUUUUUGGAUCCACACCCUUGGGUUAAAUCCACAAGGGUCUUCCGAAAAUGGGAUACAAACAGAAUACAAGAGACUCUGCGGGAUUUAGUCACAAGAAAAGACGAGAAAGCAAGCAAAGAUGACGUGGUGGAGAAGGAGUUGCAGUGGCUAAGCUUAGAAGAUGACAUUGAAAUAAUAGGUAGAGAGAUUGAGGAAAUGCUGACAGAUGAACUCAUAACAGAGCUUGUGGUAGGUGCAAUCUUCUAGAAGUUAAAUAAUGUCUCUAUUACAUAGUUUUAAGUAAAAAAGACCAAAAAAAAAAAAAAAA